UCAUUUCCCUCCAUGGUUUCUCCUCUCCCUGAGUAACUUGCCGUUUGGCUCACACUUCAUUAUACAGUCCCAUAUUCUCCCUCCAUUAGGGCAUCUCUCUGCCUUUUGGACGGAAUAAAUUUCCCACUGAAACCCAGGAGAAAAAAAAAAAAAAAAAAACUUUUAAAAGGGGAAGAUGGACAUGAAAAAGAGGAUCCACUUAGAACUGAGAAACAGGACGCCGUCAGAUGUACGAGAACUGGUCCUGGACAACUGCAGGUCGAACGAAGGCAAAAUUGAAGGCCUAACAGCGGAGUUUGUGAACCUCGAAUUCCUCAGCUUAAUAAACGUUGGCUUAAUCUCUGUUUCAAACCUCCCAAAACUCUCCAAAUUGAAAAAGCUGGAACUCAGUGACAACAGAAUUUCUGGUGCCCUUGAUGUGUUAGCAGAGAAACUCCCAAACCUUACACAUCUAAACCUCAGUGGAAACAAACUGAAAGACAUCAGCACGUUGGAACCUUUGAAAAAGCUAGACAGCCUGAAGAGUCUGGACCUGUUUAACUGUGAAGUGACGAACUUGAAUGACUACCGCGAGAGUGUCUUCAAGCUGCUGCCCCGGCUCACGUACUUGGACGGCUACGACCUGGAGGACAAAGAGGCCUCCGACUCGGACGGGGAGGUCGAUGGCGUGGACGAGGACGACGACGAAGAAGACGAGGAUGAGGACGGAGAGGAUUUUGAUGAAGAGGAUGACGAAGACGAUGACGAUGAAGAUGAGGAAGUAGAAAGGGAGGAGGAUGAUGAAGAAGUCAGCGGGGAAGAGGAGGAGGAAGAUGGACAGGAUGGAGAGGUUGAUGACGAAGAUGACGAGGAGGAGGAGGAGGAGGAGGAGGAAGAUGAAGAUUUUUCUAUUUCAGAUGAGGAGGGCGGUAAAGGUGAAAAGAGAAAGCGAGAGCCUGAGGAUGAAGAUGAUGAAGAUGAUGAUGAUGAUGAGGAUGAUUAAUGGAAGCCAUACCCUCGCCCCCACACCUUACAGAUACACACACACAAACACACACACACCUCUGCCCUCCUGUAUUUCCACUCACUCCACCCCAAAGAUGUCCCUAAAAGGACUGGUUAGUUUUGGUUGAGCUGACCUGUGGUUAUGUGACUGUAGAGCAUGUGCCUAGCACCAUACUACAGAUUUGACACACCAGCCCCAGGCCUUCUGCCUCAUGAAGGAGUUUUAAGAGCUGUGUUCCUUUCAACAUUUCACAUUUCUACCAUCCGUCCCUUGUACAAAUCCACAAGAGGACUUUGGGUAUAUCCAGUAUGGGUCAGUGCUUUUAAUAUUGUGUUGGGGGCUCUUUGGGUAUUUUUUUUUAUUUUUCUCUUCUCCUCUUCUUUCUCAGUAAGACUAUUUCUGUAGCAGCAACAAGAACAGAGGCUGUGAUUGGUGGUUUUGAUUGCUACGUUUUUCAACAAAAAAAAGUUAUAGCAACAUUUUUACUUUAUGUAAGUCAAAAGAAAAAAACUUUGUAAAUAAAAUCUUAACAUUUUG
This is a messenger RNA of Acipenser ruthenus (sterlet), 1522 nucleotides long. Its product is annotated as acidic leucine-rich nuclear phosphoprotein 32 family member B-like. NCBI's taxonomy places the organism in Eukaryota, Metazoa, Chordata, Actinopteri, Acipenseriformes, Acipenseridae. Gene Ontology annotation, molecular function: histone binding. The transcript is spliced from 7 exons. Gene Ontology annotation, cellular component: nucleus. The record is from RefSeq and is a predicted model, not a curated record. Bases 176 to 982 code for a protein of 268 amino acids. Gene Ontology annotation, biological process: regulation of apoptotic process.